This is a messenger RNA of Exophiala viscosa, 989 nucleotides long. RefSeq names its product cytidine deaminase-like protein. Bases 35 to 697 code for a protein of 220 amino acids. Lineage: Eukaryota; Fungi; Ascomycota; Eurotiomycetes; Chaetothyriales; Herpotrichiellaceae. Gene Ontology annotation, cellular component: nucleus; cytoplasm. Gene Ontology annotation, molecular function: zinc ion binding; tRNA-specific adenosine-34 deaminase activity. The record is from RefSeq and is a predicted model, not a curated record. The transcript has a single exon. Gene Ontology annotation, biological process: tRNA wobble adenosine to inosine editing.
CUGCUCCUGCCAAUAUAGUCAACAUGUAGUCAACAUGGCGUCUCUUCAGGAUUCUCCUGGAGAUUCCUCCUUCGUACUCAAUGACAAAGACGUCAAAGACUUUCCAUUCUCACUAGAUUCAGACGACGACAUGGGAAGUACAUCAGAUCCAGCAAAUGACAAAGACAAACUUCAUCCUGAAGUUCUCAAGGACCUCGAAACUCACCAAGCCUUCAUGCGUCAAGCGAUCAAUGUCGCGGAAGAAGCUCUCGCGGGAGGAGAAACUCCGGUCGCCUGUGUCCUUGUCUACAGCAAAGAAGUGGUCGCCAGAGGCAUGAACGAUACCAAUCGAUCACUCAAUGGUACUCGCCAUGCUGAGUUCCUUGCCAUCUCCGAGUUUCUCUCCAAGUUCCCAGUCAGCAAGAUGAAGGAAACCGAUCUCUAUGUCACCGUCGAACCCUGCAUCAUGUGUGCUUCUGCCUUGAGGCAAUACGGCAUUCGCUGUGUCUAUUUCGGAUGUGGAAAUGACCGAUUCGGAGGGAAUGGAAGUGUUCUUGCGGUGCACUCUGACAAGGGUCUCGAGGAAGGAUAUCCAAGCUACGGAGGGAUCUUCAGAAAGCAGGCCAUCAUGUUGCUGCGGAGAUUCUACAUUCAAGAGAACGAAAAUGCACCAAAUCCACGAGCAAAGGGCAAUCGUGAAUUGAAGCCGGUGGUCUGAACGACGGUUUGACAAUGACCAGUGUCACGAUUCUGUCUGCGCAGUCGGGAGCCAUCGUUGAAGUCAAUGGAACCGCAACAUGGACAAACUCCUCCGUCUGCUGCAUAUUCUCAGCAAACAAGGAGCAAGCGAUAGACUCACGGUACUGCAUGCCCAAACCUGUCCUGAGGAAGUGAUCGAGGCGGGAGACCUGAGGUGGAACCUGUGCCAAACAGUCUAGCAUAACCUAAUAAAAGAGAUUGGUGCACCUGGAAAAGGAAUUGAAUCAAUUCACAAUCCUCCAGCCAGUCCA